Molecule: messenger RNA, 5710 nt
Organism: Hyaena hyaena (striped hyena)
Lineage: Eukaryota; Metazoa; Chordata; Mammalia; Carnivora; Hyaenidae
Gene: DAGLA
Product: diacylglycerol lipase alpha
Exons: 19
Coding region: 1-3138 (1045 amino acids)
Biological process (GO): lipid metabolic process
Cellular component (GO): postsynaptic membrane; dendrite membrane
Source: RefSeq, a predicted model, not a curated record
AUGCCCGGGAUCGUGGUGUUCCGGCGGCGCUGGUCUGUGGGCAGUGAUGACCUCGUCCUGCCGGCCAUCUUCCUCUUCCUCCUGCACACCACCUGGUUUGUGAUCCUGUCCGUGGUGCUCUUCGGCCUGGUCUACAACCCACACGAGGCCUGCUCGCUGAACCUGGUGGACCACGGCCGCGGCUACCUGGGCAUCCUGCUGAGCUGCAUGAUCGCCGAGAUGGCCAUCAUCUGGCUGAGCAUGCGCGGGGGCAUCCUCUACACAGAGCCCCGCGAGUCCAUGCAGUACGUGCUCUACGUGCGCCUGGCCAUCCUGGUGAUCGAGUUCAUCUAUGCCAUUGUGGGCAUCGUCUGGCUCACUCAGUACUACACCUCCUGCAAUGACCUCACUGCCAAGAAUGUCACCCUCGGGAUGGUCGUCUGCAAUUGGGUGGUCAUCCUCAGCGUCUGCAUCACCGUCCUCUGUGUCUUCGACCCCACGGGCCGCACCUUUGUCAAGCUCAGAGCCACCAAGAGGCGGCAGCGCAACCUCCGGACCUAUAACCUCCGGCACCGCUUAGAGGAGGGUCAGGCCACCAGCUGGUCGCGCCGGCUCAAAGUGUUCCUCUGCUGCACUCGGACGAAGGACUCCCAGUCAGAUGCCUACUCAGAAAUCGCCUACCUCUUUGCCGAGUUUUUCCGAGACCUCGACAUCGUGCCGUCUGACAUCAUCGCGGGCCUGGUGCUGCUCCGGCAGCGGCAAAGGGCCAAGCGCAAUGCGGUGCUGGACGAGGCGAACAAUGACAUCUUGGCCUUCCUGUCUGGGAUGCCGGUGACCAGAAACACCAAGUAUCUCGACCUCAAGAACUCGCAAGAGAUGCUCCGCUACAAAGAGGUCUGCUACUACAUGCUCUUUGCUCUGGCUGCCUACGGGUGGCCCAUGUACCUGAUGCGGAAGCCUGCCUGUGGCCUCUGCCAGCUGGCCCGGUCCUGCUCGUGCUGCCUGUGCCCCGCGCGACCCCGCUUCGCCCCGGGGGUCACCAUCGAGGAAGACAACUGCUGUGGCUGCAACGCCAUUGCCAUCCGGCGCCACUUCCUGGACGAGAACAUGACCGCGGUGGACAUUGUGUACACCUCCUGCCACGACGCGGUCUAUGAGACCCCCUUCUACGUGGCAGUGGACCAUGACAAGAAGAAGGUGGUGAUCAGUAUCCGAGGAACCCUCUCCCCCAAGGACGCGCUGACAGACCUGACCGGUGACGCUGAGCGCCUCCCCGUGGAGGGGCACCACGGCACCUGGCUGGGACACAAGGGAAUGGUCCUCUCGGCUGAGUACAUCAAGAAGAAGCUGGAGCAGGAGAUGGUCCUGUCCCAGGCCUUUGGGCGAGACCUGGGCCGAGGAACCAAACACUACGGCCUGAUUGUGGUGGGCCACUCCCUGGGUGCAGGCACGGCUGCCAUCCUCUCCUUCCUUCUGCGCCCCCAGUACCCUACCCUCAAGUGCUUUGCCUACUCCCCACCAGGGGGCCUGCUGAGCGAGGAUGCCAUGGAGUACUCGAAGGAGUUCGUGACGGCCGUGGUUCUGGGCAAGGAUCUUGUCCCCAGGAUCGGCCUCUCGCAGCUGGAAGGCUUCCGCAGACAGCUCCUGGAUGUCCUGCAGCGAAGCACCAAGCCUAAAUGGCGAAUUAUCGUGGGGGCCACCAAGUGUAUCCCCAAGUCGGAGCUGCCUGAGGAGGUGGAGGUGGCCACACUGGCCAGCACACGGCUCUGGACCCACCCCAGCGACCUGACCAUCGCCCUGUCGGCCAGCACCCCCCUCUACCCACCCGGCCGCAUCAUCCACGUGGUCCACAACCACCCAGCAGAGCAGUGCUGCUGCUGUGAGCAGGAGGAGCCCACGUACUUUGCCAUCUGGGGCGACAACAAAGCCUUCAACGAGGUGAUCAUCUCGCCAGCCAUGCUGCACGAGCACCUCCCCUAUGUGGUCAUGGAGGGGCUUAACAAGGUGCUGGAGAACUACAACAAGGGGAAGACGGCCCUGCUCUCUGCUGCUAAGGUCAUGGUGAGCCCCACAGAGGUGGACCUGACCCCCGAGCUGAUCUUCCAGCAGCAGCCGCUGCCCACAGGGCCCCCCGUGCCCGCCGGCCUCGCCCUAGAGCUGCCAGCCGCAGACCACCGAAACAAUAGUGUCAGGAGCAAGUCCCAGUCUGAGAUGAGCCUGGAGGGCUUCUCGGAGGGGCGGCUGCUGUCCCCGGUGGCUGCGGCCACAGCCGCCCGCCAGGACCCCGUGGAGCUGCUGCUGCUGUCCACGCAGGAGCGGCUGGCGGCGGAGCUGCAGGCGCGGCGGGCGCCGCUGGCCACCAUGGAGAGCCUCUCGGACACGGAGUCGCUGUACAGCUUCGACUCCCGCCGCUCGUCGGGCUUCCGCAGCAUCCGCGGCUCCCCCAGUCUCCAUGCCGUGCUGGAGCGCGACGAAGGCCACCUCUUCUACAUCGACCCCGCCAUCCCGGAGGAGAACCCGUCGCUGAGCUCGCGCACCGAGCUGCUGGCGGCCGACAGCCUGUCCAAGCACUCGCAGGACACGCAGCCCCUGGAGGCGGCCCUGGGCAGCGGGGGCGUCACCCCGGAGCGGCCCCCCAGCGCGGCGGCCAACGAGGAGGAGGAAGAGGAGGGGGGCGGCGGCGGCGGAGGCGGGGCGGCCCCGGGGGCAGAGCUGGCGCUGCACAACGGGCGCCUGGGGGACUCGCCCAGCCCUCAGGUGCUGGAGUUCGCGGAGUUCAUCGACAGCCUCUUCAACCUGGACAGUAAGAGCAGCUCCUUCCAGGACCUGUACUGCAUGGUGGUGCCCGAGAGUCCCACCAGCGACUACGCCGAGGGCCCCAAGUCCCCCAGCCAGCAGGAGAUCCUGCUCCGCGCCCAGUUCGAGCCCAACCUGGUGCCCAAACCCCCGAGGCUCUUUGCCGGCUCGGCAGACCCGUCCUCGGGCAUCUCGCUGUCGCCCUCCUUCCCGCUCAGCUCCUCUGGGGAGCUCAUGGACCUGACGCCCACGGGGCUCAGCAGCCAGGAGUGCCUGGCAGUGGACAAGAUCCGGACUUCGACCCCCACUGGCCCUGGGGCCAGCCCCGCCAAGCAGGACGACCUGGUCAUCUCGGCUCGCUAGCACCCCAGGCAUGGCUGCCGGCCGAGGCCCAGGCCAGGGUAGGUGGCCCCUCCGGCUCCUGGUGGCUGCCCCCCAGGGCCAGGCCGCUUUGAGGAGACGCCCCCAGGGGCCAGUUGCGCCUCAGGCCCGGGGCACUGCUGCUGAGCUGGGGGUCCGCAUCCCUACCUCAGCUUAGGACCGCCAGGCGGCUGGGAUCUGGGUCCUCCAGACCGGGGAGGGGUGAGAUGCAGGGGCGGGGAGCCUGGGGCAGUGCUCUGCCCUCUCGGCCCCACCUGUCCCCCCACAGGGCAUCCCGGCACCCCCUCUUCCAGGACCGGCAGUGGGCAUGCUGACUCCCCAUCACUGCCCUCUGGCUGCUCCCCCAGGGCCCAGAUGGAGAGCAGCCCUCUCCCCACGUAUUCCCCUCUGUGGUCCAGGCUGGCAUCUACCCUGGCCACGCCCCCAGAUCCGGUGCCUGCUGGCCAGCCCCCUGGGGUGACCCCACACCAAGGUGGCCCACAGCGCUGGGUAUGUUUACAGAAGCCCCUGGGCUGGGCUCAGGAUGCGUCCUGGGCUUGCAAGCCCCCCUCUCCCCCGUCGUGUGUUCUGAGCAGGGAAGGGAGGAAGGCCAGUCUCCACAGAGCCCAGGGCAGCUGUGGAGCCUGCAGGGGCCCGGAGGAGGGUGGGAUCAAGAUGCCCCUUCUCUCCUCGGUGCCCCCCUUGCUGAUCCCUCUGGCAGUGGGUCCUGGGCACCCUGUCCUCCUGUCUACCCAUCAUUUCCUGACUUACCUUCUACCCCCAGGGAUCCUGGCCACUCAAAGGGUGGAGGGCACAGGUGUGACCCCCACCCUGGCUGCAGAGUCAGCACCCUGGGAAGGAGGAGGGCACCCAAAUCCCCCUUCCUUUGAGGACUCCUUGUAACCCCUUGAUGCCACCUCACCCCCACGCGUAGGCAGCCUCGGGGCCUGGGAUCUGAAACCAGACCUGCCUCCACUCCCCUCAGCACCCCCUCCCUCUUCACUGGCCUGAGAUCCUUCCUGGCAGCGGGGCUGGCUUCUUCCCUACCCUGCCCCCCCCAUCAAUGUCCUGUCGGCAAGACGCAGAGCCAAGAGCAGGGUAUCGUGGGACCCGACUAAAGGGGGUGCAGCAGGGCCAGGGGCUUUGGGGCUGUCCCAGGUUAGCCGGAGGCCUCGCCAGCCCGCUCCUGAGGGGUUCCUUCCCUGCUGGGUUGGGGAGGCGGAGGCCAACCUCUCCCCAGAAGCCGAGUAGGGAAGGUGCGUGCUGGCGCGGCGCGUGUGUGCAUGAGUGUGCGCUGCUCCCGAGGAAGGGGCCGCUGGGACACCCGCCCCCUCCCACCUGCCCUGCCACCUUCCCAGCCCACCAAGAACAGAGCCGGUGACUGUGAUGGGGGCCCGUGCAGGGGUGGGGGGGGACAGGAUGAGCUCAGUUUCAGAAAUGUCCUACCUGCUGCUCUGAUCGCGGGUUUGGAAAACUGAUGUGUCCAGGCGCUGACCGCCUGCUUGUGCCUUCAUCUCUUCGGAGGCAUACUCCCCCACUCUGGCCCCCCACGGCCUCUCUGGGGCUGCUGGACUCCUCUCACCAAGACCCCCCCCUCCCACCCUCAUCUCAUAGUUACUGGUAUCUAGGGCCUGCGUCCUGACCUCGGUCCCACACACAGCUGGGACUGGCCUGGACACUGCCCCGGGGCCCCCGCCCACCCUGACGGCUGGAGACAGAGACCUGGGAGCUGGGCCUCCCUCCCUCUCUGGCACCCACCCCCUCCCAAGACUCCAGGAACCGCCACCCCCUACCCCCGACUGCUGCGGGCCCCGCUGCUGGCAUAGCCUGGGCCCAGCGCAGACACAGGAUGGAAUCAGUAGCUCUUAGAGUUUAAAAAAACAAAAACGAAAACAAAUCCUAAAUCAGAGUAAAGUUCCAACAAACACCUCAGCCAAUUGCAGGGAGAGACUUGGUGUCUGGCCUUUUAAUUCCUCCUCUGCCAGGGUGGCCCUGGGACCUCUAAGGGGGUGUGGUCCCCACCCACGCCCAGGACUGAGCCAUCAGGGACAGACCCCCCACCCCCAAGCCCGCAGCCACACAAAGCUUGCAGACUUGGGGCUGGGGCAGGCUUGGACUCAGCCCUGGAUGCCCCAGGGUCAGCCCCCCACCCCCUGAACUCACCCCCCCACACUGCACCCCUGCAGGAUGGGCCUGCUGCACAUCUCUCCCCUCCUCCCUACACCGCCCUUGGGGGGUCUGAGCCACCCCCCUCAGCCCAGCUAGGCUCAGACCCUCCCCCACUCUGUCCCCCAGACCGCAGCACAAAGCUUUCCCAGCCGCGAGCUGGCCUGCCCUCCCGGGGGCCUGGGUGACCUCCAUAUGCAAUCGGUAGGGAGCAGCUGGGUCCCACAGACUCUCAGGCACUGUGCGUGCCAUUCUCCCCUGACUUUUUGUACUUACUGUAUGAAAGAUCCAAACUAAUAUUGCUGUAAAAAGGAGAGACAAAUUAAUAUAGCUUAUUCUAUAAAUAUAUCUGUAUAUAAAGGUUUCUGUAUAUUGUAUAGAGCUGUGUAUAAACUGGAUGUAGACGCAC